AUGGAUGUUAGACAAAAAUUAUUAGCAUUGAAAUCUAAACCACAAGAAAGAUCUAACAAUUUAUCUCAAAAUAGCAAUGAUUCAACUCAUGGCCUCCAAAUAAGCACGAUUUCUUCCAUUAAGCCAAGAUUAUUAUUCACAUUUGGAACUGGAGCCUCUUUUCCUGCUUAUGAAUCUUUAGAUAUACCAUUUGAAAGAAAUCCAAACCUAGCUUCCACACUUCAACCUCAAAAAAAGUCUAAUAAUUGUAAAUUUGAAGAAAACUCAACAAUUAAAAUAACUACCGCCAUAAAUGGUGAAUUAAUUGAAUCUACUUAUGAAAAUACUAAAUGCUUAUUAGAUAAAUUCUGGGCAAAAUGCUAUUUAAAGAUAUUCACAUCCAAAAACGAGAAAAUUGAUUUUAAAAUACUAGACGAUGGCCAUAUAAAGAGAAAU
Molecule: messenger RNA, 435 nt
Organism: Trichomonas vaginalis G3
Lineage: Eukaryota; Parabasalia; Trichomonadida; Trichomonadidae
Exons: 1
Source: RefSeq, a predicted model, not a curated record